Entrophospora candida is the source of this 1415-nucleotide messenger RNA. NCBI's taxonomy places the organism in Eukaryota, Fungi, Glomeromycota, Glomeromycetes, Entrophosporales, Entrophosporaceae. The record is from the annotation of a GenBank genome assembly.
GUAGAGAUUCUAUUAAUAUUAACGAUAGAUAUCGUUAUAAUCAUGACAAUAGCUAUACUCAUUAUAAUGAUAAUAUUAAGAAAGUAUCUUCACCAAAUCAACAUUCAGGAAAACUAACUCAAUGCACUCCCAGUGGAGAUAACACUUUACAAUCGCCAAAACCAAUUGUUACAAGUCAUAAAUCCUCACAAAAAAUACAAGAAUUAGAAAAAUGCAAUUCUAUGAUAAGUUCCGGAAAGAAAAGGAGAUUUAAUAAUUUUGAAGCAACAGAUGGUUGGAGGGAACCAAAUCCAAAUGAGCUUCCGUGGAUGAAAGGUGACGAUGAUAGGAAAUAUAGAAAUGUAGUACAUAGGAUGCAUUUUGAAUUGAACGAUUUAAUAGAUUACCUUUCUCCAACUGAUGUUGAAAAAUCACUAAGAGUAUUUGUUAUUAAAAGGAUUGAAGAUGCGGUCAAAACUAAAAUCCCUUGUUCCGAAAUGUUCAUAUUUGGAAGCUUUAAUUCUGGAAUUUAUCUUCCCACAAGGUAUAAAGAAAAAUACACUAAUAUUAACAUUGACAUAUCAUUUAAUCAGAAAACUGUUUUUACAUCUGUUAGUACCAUAAGUAGAUAUCUUGAUGAAUGGCCUAUUCUUGGUAAAUUGUUAUUAGUUUUAAAAUGUUUUUUAAAACACCACAAUCUUGAUGACCCAUCAAAUGGCGGAAUGGGUGGCUACACUUUGUUCUGCAUGAUACUAAGUUUCCUACAGUUGCACCCACGUAUUACUGAUGGCACUUUACAGCUAGACAAUGAUAACCUUGGUGUUCUUCUGAUAGAAUUUUUUGAAUUAUAUGGGACUCAGUUCAAUUAUACAGAUCUGGCAAUUACAGUAAGACAUGGUGGAAGUUAUCGUUUAAAGUGCCAACAAGACUGGGCAGUUAAAUAUCCAACAACAAAUUUAUGCAUACAAGACCCAUCGGAUCCUGAUAACGAUAUAGCACGCGCAACAAGAAACAUGGUAGAGAUUCAAAAAGCAUUUAAACAAGCAUUCCUACGACUAGUUAAUAGAGUUGGACAGCUUGAAAAAUAUCCAACAGGUUUCCAUAAUAGGUCAAUUCUUUCAUCCAUUUUAUUUGUUCCUGAAAAUAUGCAAUCGUCAAGAAGAAAUUUAUUACGAGAUUAUAAUGAAAAUGGGUUGAGCAAAUUGGUGCAAGGAACAAGCAGUGAUUUAGAAACGCUACUAAAACCUUGUGAUUAUGAAUUUAUAGCCAAAAAAUUUGACAGAGAAAUUGAAGAGUCAGAUUAUCAUCGUAACAUUAGAGUCAAUUCUUUAUUGAGAAAACACAAACCAGCCAGAAGCUUUAGAUCUCAAAAUAAUAAAGAUAGGAAUUUGAAUAAAGAUGACUAUUAUUUUGAGGCACUUGACUCUGAUUAUUGA